Xyrauchen texanus (razorback sucker) is the source of this 2328-nucleotide messenger RNA. RefSeq names its product phospholipid phosphatase-related protein type 4-like. The coding region runs from base 1 to 2328 and encodes 775 amino acids. The record is from RefSeq and is a predicted model, not a curated record. Gene Ontology annotation, biological process: phospholipid dephosphorylation; phospholipid metabolic process; signal transduction. NCBI's taxonomy places the organism in Eukaryota, Metazoa, Chordata, Actinopteri, Cypriniformes, Catostomidae. The transcript is spliced from 7 exons. Gene Ontology annotation, molecular function: phosphatidate phosphatase activity.
AUGUCUGCGAAGGAAAGACUCAAAGGCAAGAUGACCAAAGACAGCGUUACCUUGCUGCCCUGCUUUUAUUUUGUGGAGCUCCCGAUUCUGGUGUCCUCGGUGGUCAGCUUGUAUUUCUUGGAGUUGACAGACAUUUUUAAACCAGUGCGUUCAGGCUACAGCUGCAGUGACCGCAGUCUCAGCAUGCCUUACAUUGAGCCCACAAAAGAGGUUGUCCCCUUCCUCAUGCUCUUUAGUCUGGCUUUCGCAGGGCCAGCAGCAAUGAUUAUGAUUGGGGAAGGGAUCCUGUACUGCUGUCUGGCCAGAAGAAAUCUUGCCAUCAAAACAGAGGCUAACAUAAAUGCUGCUGGCUGCAAUUUCAACUCUUACAUCCGACGUGCUGUGAGGUUUGUGGGGGUUCAUGUGUUUGGCCUAUGCAUCACAGCACUCAUCACGGAUAUUAUCCAGCUGUCCACAGGAUACUACGCCCCCUACUUCCUCACUGUUUGCAAGCCCAACUACACCAGCCUAAACAUGUCAUGUGAUGAGAACUCCUUCAUUGUGGAUGACAUCUGCUCUGGGCCUGAUAAAAUGGCCAUCAACGCUGGCAGGAAGUCCUUCCCAUCUCAGCAUGCCACUCUGGCUGCCUUUGCGGCUGUGUACAUCUCCAUGUACUUCAAUGCCACCCUGACUGACUCCUCUAAGCUCCUGAAGCCGCUUCUGGUUUUCACCUUCAUCAUCUGUGGCAUUAUCUGUGGCUUGACUCGCAUCAUUCAGUUCAAAAACCAUGCCGUGGAUGUUUACUGUGGCUUUCUCAUCGGAGGGAGCAUAGCCGUCUACCUGGGUCUGUAUGCAGUCAGAAACUUUAAACCUAGUGAAGACAAAUCUUUGAAGACAAAUCAACUCCAACAUCAGCAUCAGCAUCACCGACAACCACAACCUCCACCACAGCCCCAGCCAGUGGUGCCUCCACCUACUAUGCGGGAGCCGCUGAGACCGCUUCCCAACCUGAACACAGAUCAACUGCGCUUACUACCUCUUAAGAGCCUGAGCAUGCGGGAACGUCCCACCUCGGCACGCUCGGAGAGUAUCCUGCUACGUGGGCCCUCCCGAGAGAGCAGUUCCAUGUCGAGCUUAAAGAGGUCAAGCACAGAGGUGGAGUUCAUUAUGCCACCCAGCCCACUCUGCCAAGAGAGCUUCGUGACAUUCAGCAACACCCUGCCUCGUGUACACUCAACUGGAGUUGAAGAACAUGUGCCUCGCCGCCACGCUGCCAUUCAUGCCUCCAUGGACUCCACACGUUCCAAACAGCUGCUCUCACAAUGGAAGAUCAAGAACGAGAACCGUAAGAUGUCACUGCAAGUGAUGGAGGCUGAGGCUCGCCAGUCUCCCCAAUGCAACAUGGAGUUCCGCUGCAGCUCUGAACCUUCUGCUAUGGGCUUGGAUGGUGAGUUCCGUGGUGGACCCCCUGGGCAGUACAUAAAGCUUGCUGCUAGCACUGUCCCACUAGCCAAUCAUAAUAACACUGGUGGCCUGGCAGGUGGAGCCAGGGUAUCUAUUCAGUCACGGCCAGGCUCCUCCCAACUGGUUCAUAUCCCUGAGGAGACACAAGAGAAUGUGAGCUCCUUACCACAGGAGGAAGGUGGGGAGGUGAAUGAUGGUGGGGGAGGGGGCGGGACUGCGCACUCUAAAUGGCUGAAGGUGGCUGAGAAGAGCACAGUCUGCAGGACUAACAGCCAACCACGGAUCAUGCAGGUCAUUGCUAUGUCCAAGCAGCAGGGUAUGCUGCACAGUAGUCCUAAAAGUGAGGGCAGUACUGUGAGCUGUACUGGCUCCGUCCGCUACAAAGCCCUAAUGGAUCAGGAACUCAGUACAGGCAUUGUAAGAGUGGAGGCCCACCCUGAGAACAAGCCUGUUGUGAAACCACCAUCUACAGAUGGCAGUGGAUCCUGGAGGUGGAAACCACAGGAGCGCGACAGCAUUCGGCAGUCCCUCGAGCUUAGCGACCUAAACCGGGACUCUGAGAGCUGUGAGUCGUUGAAAGAUGGCUACGGCUCCAUAGAUGGCAACCGGAGUCUUCCUGACAUAAGCAACCCCCAUCAUCCCCAUUUUCACCAUCACCACCACCAACCGAGUAUCACCACCAUCCGAGUCACACCAGUAGAAGGGGGCAGUGAAGCCACCUCUGAAACUCUCUCUACCACCUCCAGUCGAGACUCCACCCUACGUAGGAAAGGCAAUAUCAUCUUGCUGUCCGACAGAGGGCCUAGUCCAGAGAACACCAGGAACCUGCCUCACUUUUUCAAACCUUCCCCGACACCUCCCCCCAUUUUGACUUACAAAGAGUAA